AUGCAGGGGGCAGUGCUGACUACGCGACGCAGAGCCUUCUCGCAGCAAGCUCUGCGGCGCUUGGAGGAGGUCUCCAACGGCCGACGAGCGUCCACAGUGAAGCCUUCGACCGCCAAAGCGCUGGAGCUGGAUGGCCGCUCGUAUCUUCUACCCACGCUAACGCUGUCAAAAGUUUCAUCCAAAGAGACGAAAGACUCGCAGUUGUUCCAGGCCCGAGCGAACCGACCGACACCUGUCGUGCUAGAUCUGCAGCAAGUCUCCAGUGACGGCUCUCCACACUCGCAGUCGAUAAAGAAACAUGAACUGAGAAACGAGAUUCUGCAAUUACAGGAAGCUGGGUACAUGCCGGUGGGGAUCACUAAUGCCAGUGAAGACGUCAAGAAGGCGGCAGCGGCGCUGAACCUGCCUUACUUCAUCGGCACAAGGCUACACUUGCAGCAGCAGCCGGAGACGGCAACGGAGCCAUUUGCUCCCAUGGUAGUGAGCCACUCGGUACGCUCUGGACAGCAGAUUUUCGCGCAGAACAGGUCGCUCAUCGUGCUGGGCAGCGUCAGCUCUGGCGCCGAGGUGAUGGCAGAUGAAGAUGUGGUCGUGCUAGGCGCACUCAAGGGCCGCGCACUCGCGGGUAUCGGCGGCAAUGUGCGUGCUCGUAUUGUCUGCCAGAGCUUCGACGCUGAACUCAUUUCCAUCGCGCACUGCUUCACGACGUGUGACGCCUUGGACAAGGACGAAACUGGAUCGCUGCAGCUGCACAAACCCACAGCCAUCUCGCUUCAAGACGACCGACUGCACUUCGAGUCGUCGACUGUGUAA
Molecule: messenger RNA, 813 nt
Organism: Phytophthora infestans T30-4
Lineage: Eukaryota; Oomycota; Peronosporomycetes; Peronosporales; Peronosporaceae
Exons: 4
Coding region: 1-813 (270 amino acids)
Biological process (GO): regulation of cell septum assembly; cell morphogenesis
Source: RefSeq, a predicted model, not a curated record